GAUAAUUGCCCUUGUAUGAGAGAGAUGUCGACUUCCUCGAAUUUGGGAUUUCCAAAAGCACAGGAAACAACUUUAGUACAUCAUUUACUUUUUCGUCCGUCGUUUCCAGGUGAAAUGAGGCUCAGCAUUCGACUUGCUUACCUUUUCCUGUAUAACCUGCUUCAGUUCUGUGGGCACACAUGGAUAUUUGCAAACAUGACAGCCAGGUUUCUCACAUUUGGUGGAGACGCGCUUGCUGACACCUUCUAUGCUGUGGGGGUUGUGAUGAGUCUAUGCCAGCUGUUGUCCGUGCUGGAGCUCUUCCACAUCGCUGAUGGGAUCGAGAAGGCACGCCUUCUGCCACGGUUUGUUCAAGUUAUGACCAGAAACUUCCUACUGUUUAUGGUGAUAGUCAGUCAAGAGGAGAUCCAGAGUAAACCGGUUGUGUCUGCACAGUUUUACCUUUGGAAUAUUCUAGAUCUGUUAAGGUACCCCCAUGUUCUCCUGUGUUUGAUGGGCACGGAUUCCUUUGGCAUGCUGUGGGCUCGAUACACCCUAUCCAUCCCCAUCUACAUAGUCUCAGUCAUCACAGAAGGCAUUACCAUUCACCAAUCACUGCCUUACUUUGAGUCAUUGGGAACAUACUCAUUCCAGCUCAGCCUGCCGGUGUCUGCAGGCAUUUACUUCCCUAUCCUCCUGAAGGCAUACUUACCUUUACUGGCUGUUGGGGCUUGUGUAACAGUGUGGCAUUCGGUGAGGGCGAGAGAACUGCGUCUUGACAAGUGGAAUAAGAAGAUUAAAAGGAAAUGAGGUGGAUUUCUUAUUGCAGGAUAUAUCACUUCAGGAGUUACUUAAGAAGACAUGAAGACAUUAUGACCCAACAGCAAAUGAGAACAUCUUCCUGAGAAGCCUUCUUUGCACAACAUCGCUUUGAUGAGGUCACACUUUCGGGAAUAGUUGGAUAAGCAAAAUGUUUAUAAACGUGUUCAGUUGAGAAA
Molecule: messenger RNA, 977 nt
Organism: Oncorhynchus nerka (sockeye salmon)
Lineage: Eukaryota; Metazoa; Chordata; Actinopteri; Salmoniformes; Salmonidae
Gene: hacd4
Product: 3-hydroxyacyl-CoA dehydratase 4
Exons: 7
Coding region: 16-789 (257 amino acids)
Biological process (GO): very long-chain fatty acid biosynthetic process; sphingolipid biosynthetic process; fatty acid elongation
Cellular component (GO): endoplasmic reticulum membrane
Molecular function (GO): 3-hydroxyacyl-CoA dehydratase activity
Source: RefSeq, a predicted model, not a curated record